UGUGUUGCUUCGGUUCAACGUCCAUUGGCAACCUAAAAGUGUCAGCUAAACAUGAAUUGAACGAUGCUUAUGUAUAGACACUGGAUUACAAAGAAAAUCUUUUUUUUUUUUUUUAAGUUGAAAUGAUUUAAAAGUUUCUAAACAAGAAAAAUUCCACUCAAGCUGUGGUAGAACUUAGAAAAUUUGUUUGACAUUUGAACCUGGGUCCUCAAGUUUUGAUUGCUGAAAACUUCACUUGCCACUGUGCGAAUAAGAUAACUGAAGCCAUUUUGAAUACUAUUCCAACUAGCAUAUUAUUAGAGAUAUUUAUUAGCUAGUGGCAGAUAUAGGUUUAUUGUAUUAAAGAGUGUAGCAUGGCAAUGGUUUACUUUCUUAAAUGGCGGGAUACUAGUACCGAGUGUUCGGAGCGGUUUGUUUAUGAAAUUCUUCCUUUAAUUUAACUAAUUUUAACAGUUAAUACAUUGGAACAGCAUAGUGAAAUGCCGCAUCCAUGUCCUAGACCUUGUGGUCGCCUAGCCACAGCUGUUGUUUUCGUAUCAAUUGGUGUUGUACAGUUCAUCGCUGGUCUCAUUCUUUUAAAAUCAAAAUAUGUGUAUCUCUUGUCAGGCCCUGAUUUUUGGACUGCUGCUUCGAAUUUCGCUGUCGGUGUUUUGCUCGGUGUGUCUGCCAGUGUUUGGAAGGAUGUUCAAAGGACGUCAUUCAGGCAUAUUGUUAGACGCAAUAUCCUUGCAUCUCUAGUGGCUUCAGCUAUCAUUAUAAACUCCACAACAGCAAUUAUUUUGAUUCUUGGCGAAGGAAAUGCUCUGCUUUCGAUUCAGUUAGAGAACGAUGGCAAAUAUUCAUCUGCUAGUGAAAUUCUUGCUUACUCCUAUGCUACUUCUGUCUGCUCUCCCAUCGUAUCUGUAGUUGUUGCUUUCGUCUUUCUCUCAGGGAUGUGGUUCCGGGUAAGCGACAAAGGAUCGAAGACCCCCGAAAUAAAAAGUAUUUUAAAAAAGAAUAGCUUUAGUGAUUAUAAUUGGGUUUUCAAAGAAAAACCAAGUCCUACCAAAAAGGACUCAAAAACUUUGCGCAAAGAAUUAUCAUUCAAAUCGCUUUCAUCUUCCUCAGAUGACGAAUCCUUCAGCUUGACUGAUGCCAAAUUGUGGUCAAAUUCCGUUCGUUCUAUUGAGUUUUUGAACACUUCAUCACGAAGAGAAUCCCAUAGAUUAGACAUGCUUCGUCAUAACAGGGUCCAACAAGAAUUAACUUGUGAAUGCGGCGAGCACGUCAAAAACACCCCGGAAAGUAUUCGACGUGAUUUAAGUCGUGUAUCUUUCAUUGAUGAUGGGAAGUAUUUAAAAUAUUCUCCACAUACUUCUCGGAGCCAUCUUGAAUUCGAUAGCCCAUUUCAUUCAGAUCGUAACAAAGCAGGAGACAAAAAUGUCAGCUCUCUGAGCUACGCAGAAUUUAAAAAGAUGCAUCGGCAUUUCGAAAAUUCAAAACAGCAUCGCAAGAAAAAAAGAAUGCUGCUAAUGGAACAUCCAGCCUUUCAGAAAACUAAAUUUCUCGAGGAUGAUAUAAAUGCGCAAAAUCUUCAUAAACUUGUUUCGCCAGAAAUUUAUAUUCCUCGAGCUCGUGCUAGAAUGGCUAGCAAAAACAAUUUGACAUCUUCUGUAGUAUCUGAAGUGAAAGCAGAAAUGCAUGUGGAUCCCAAAGGUCAAGACCUGGUUGAUGAUGGAAAUUUUCCAAACUCGCCAGUUGUUCACUAUGUAGGCGAUGUUCCCUCUUGCGAUGCUUCAAUUGAAACUACACGUAACAAAAAUGCAACAUUUCAGAGAGCCUCCACUUUCAAGCAUUUGAACAAUUCAGAUGCAUCACAACCAAAAGGUAAUGAUUCCGUCAACAGAAAAGUUUACAGAACGUCUACCGCUGAUCCAAAUUCAUCAAAGAUUUCUCAACUUGAUAUCUCGGAUAUUCAAACUGAUUCUGUAAUUGAUCAAAAUGAAUCCUAUAAAUCUAUAGAAGAAAAAGACAUAUCACUUGUCGCCAGCACACAACCUGUUAUUUCGCAGAUGGAUUCUAAUACUGAAUUAGAUGAUUCUUUCAUUGAUGAACCCCAAUCAAAUGCAUUAGCUGGGGAAGUUGUGAAAGUUCAUGUUAAUUCCUUACCUCGUACUCGGUUCCAUUCCAAAUUGAUUCCAGUACCCAUCCCUGUAGUUUCCAGUAUUAAGAAAAAUCCCUUGAAGCGAAAACAAAAAGAAUCAACUAUAAUGGCGAUAGAUAAUUUGUCUGGUAGAAGCGAACUUAGUUUUUCUUCAUUUCAUGGUGAUCUCAAACCAAAGAAUCGAGACGAUCAUCAUCACAUUCAAACUGAUAAGGGGAAUCAAAAGCAUAAAGCCGUCAAUGAUGUGACUGUUUGUGAAAUGUCACCUGACGAUAAAAUUCCGCCAUCACCUGCUCACACCUCUGGAUACGAUUCUGCCAUCUUCGAAAGCACUCAUUUGUCAAAUUCGGAAUGCUUCAAGCCAAACAUAUCAAGUUCUGAGACAAACAGUCCUUAUUACACACCGAAGAAGAAAUUCCUAAAUUUCCCAUCCCCAAGAAAACUGGAUGUUGUGCAUAUAGAGGCGUCGGAAUAGAUAGUGACCGACAUAAUCAAUACAGAGUGGGAAAAACAGCUGAAAACAUGAAAAUUCUGUUUAUAAUUUGCCAA
Argiope bruennichi is the source of this 2692-nucleotide messenger RNA. RefSeq lists its product as uncharacterized. NCBI's taxonomy places the organism in Eukaryota, Metazoa, Arthropoda, Arachnida, Araneae, Araneidae. Bases 480 to 2618 code for a protein of 712 amino acids. The transcript has 7 exons. The record is from RefSeq and is a predicted model, not a curated record.